Messenger RNA from Bactrocera latifrons, 875 nucleotides. RefSeq names its product C-type lectin 37Da-like. The coding region runs from base 101 to 718 and encodes 205 amino acids. The record is from RefSeq and is a predicted model, not a curated record. The transcript has 2 exons. Gene Ontology annotation, molecular function: signaling receptor activity. NCBI's taxonomy places the organism in Eukaryota, Metazoa, Arthropoda, Insecta, Diptera, Tephritidae.
GCAGUUUUUAUACAAUACUGGGUUGCGGUAAAGUAGUGAAUUAGAGAGCACUGUCAGAAACAGCCACAUACGCAGCAUAAAUAAAAUUUCUGACGUUGAAAUGGUGAAUUUCAUACAAAUUUGUUUAAUAUUUUUAAGCUUUUUCGUCAGUUUCGCGAGUAAAGUAUUUGCAGAAAACAACGAAAAUUAUCAUCCCUUCGUAAAAGUUGGUAACAAGUAUUAUUUUAUAAACGGUGAAUUGAAGAUGAACUGGUUCGAAUCGUCUGAGUACUGUCGAUCUCUUCGUGGUGAUUUGGCGAAUAUUGAAUCACUAGACGAACUUCUGGUGGUGGAAAAAUAUAUCUUAACUAGAGGUAUUCUCUCGCAACUUUGGUUUGAUGGCAACGAUUUGGCAAAUGAGGGAAGAUAUAUGUCACACAGCACUGGUCGACCCAUACUUUUUACCAAAUGGUACUCAACUAACCCUGACAAUCAAAAUGAUGAAGAUUGCCUUGAAGUUUGUAUAGAUGAUAAAACACUUCUAAUGAAUGAUCAUCACUGUGAAAGAGAAUUUUACGCGAUUUGUCAGCUUCGCGAAUCUAUCAUGCAUUGCAGCGGUAAAAAUUCAUUAAUUCUUCAAGAUGAAAACUGUAUAGUAAAGAACUUAGUUGAGUCUUUGAUACAGGCAGCUGAUGCCUUUAAAUCACACUCACAACCCCUUCUUUGUCCAACGUCAUAAUGUGCGAACAGGAAACAUUAGUCUAUUCUUCCGUCAAACAACAACAGAACAAAGCGCCGUAUUGGUCAUAUAGAGAAUAGAAUGAAAUUGUGAAACGAUUACCGUAAUACUUGUCGUACUAAAAACCGCAAAUAAUAUAUCAUGUUUUUAAAGAAAA